AUGCAGAACAAGCCAACGAGACUCUUUUCUGGUGGCUGGAGAAUGCGCAUAUCCCUUGCAAGGGCACUAUUCCUGCAGCCGAAGUUGCUCAUGCUGGACGAGCCUACAAAUCAUCUAGAUCUGAAUGCCGUGAUUUGGCUUGACGAUUACUUACAGGCCUUACAGAGCACGCUUCUGAUUGUGAGCCACGACCAAGCUUUUUUGAAUGGCGUCUGUCAAGAGAUUCUCCAUAUCGAAGACAAAAAGCUCCUUUCCUACAAGGGAAAUUAUGAUACUUUCAAGAGGGAACAGACGCUCAAGUUCCAGAAGCUGUCGAAAGCCUGGAACGCCCAGCGGAAACAAGGGAGCAAAACUAAGGGCGGCGGAGCGGAGCUCGUCAAGCGUCCCAGAGACUACAGAGUGUAUCUGGAAUUCGCAGAUGUCCCAAGUCUCCGUGGGAGCGUUUUGGACGUGACGAGAGCGAGCUUCCGAUAUUCCGGUGUCGACCCGAUUAUAUUCCGUGACAUUGACUUCAGUAUUGGAAUGGAAAGUAGGAUAUGCGUUGCUGGCCUCAACGGGACAGGCAAAUCGACUCUGAUUAAGAUGUUAACAGGACAGGUCGUGGCAUCAAAGGGCGAGGUAAGGAGGAAUCCCAGGCUUCGGCUCGGCACUUUCAAUCAGCACGCAUCCGAUGUUCUCCCUGGCCACAAGACCCCAACGGAGUUUCUGCGCGAAAGACACAAAGAAGAGGGCUACCAGGACGUAUGCAAGAUUCUGGGCACAUUCGGGCUGGGGCGACACGCACAUGAAAUCCCCAUACGGGAUCUUAGUGGUGGUCAAAAGGCUCGGGUAGUCUUUGCGGACCUCACCCUAGAGGCACCCCACAUCUUGCUGCUUGAUGAACCCACCAACAACUUGGAUUUGGAAACUAUCGACGCUCUUGUGGAAGCCAUCAACGCGUUUAACGGAGGCCUGGUUGUGGUCACCCACGACCAGAGGUUGAUUGAUGCUUGCAACUGUGAGCUCUGGGUGGUGGGAAACCAGAAGGUUGAAAAGUGGAAGGGUAACUUUGAGGACUACAAAGCUAUGAUGCUUUCGAGCAUGAAAUUGGAAGCGCUUAAGCAAGAGGAAGCGCAUCGGAAGAAGCAAGAAUCGAAGGCUGCAGAGAGAGCGAAAAAACUCAAGGGAUGGAGAAGAAAGGAUAGCGCAAGGAUUGAUUGCGAUGACUGA
Messenger RNA from Seminavis robusta, 1209 nucleotides. NCBI's taxonomy places the organism in Eukaryota, Bacillariophyta, Bacillariophyceae, Naviculales, Naviculaceae. The record is from the annotation of a GenBank genome assembly.